AUGGCACGAAAAUUCUUAUUCAGCAUCGUAAUAACAACAUUGAUGCUGAGUACAACUACGAGCAAAAAUACGGCACCAAUUGAUGAGGAUUAUGUACUUUGUUUGAAGUCCAUUAAACACUCCCUUGAAGAUCCACACAACUACUUAAAAUCUUGGGAUGUUGAUAAUCCCAACAUAAAUUAUCCAGGAUUUAUAUGCAAAUUUAAUGGUAUUAUGUGUUGGAAUCCUGGGGAGAACCGAGUCCUAGGCAUGAACCUCUCUUAUUUCGGUCUAAAGGGCAAAUUUCCAAGUGGAAUUUCCAAGUGUAGUGGCAUACUAAUGUUAAAUAUUUCACACAAUCACUUUUAUGGGCCAAUUCCUAGCAACAUCUCUACUAUGCUACCAUUUUUGGUCACUCUUAAGAUGUCAUCUAAUCGUUUUUCGGGUGAGAUCCCGGCUAGUCUAGGAAAUUGCUCCCAUUUGAGUGUGCUUGAGCUUGAUCAUAAUCGAUUUUCAGGUCGGAUACCGGCUGCAAUUGGGGAGCUUCAAUGGGUUUCAAAGUUUAGUGUUGCUAAUAAUCUCUUGGUUGGACCUAUUCCACGUUUUGUUAAUGGGAGGAUGUUUAAUGCAACAAGUUAUGAUAAUAAUCUUGGGCUUUGUGGUUACCCUUUCAAGCCUUGCAAGUCUUAG
This is a messenger RNA of Chenopodium quinoa (quinoa), 669 nucleotides long. Its product is annotated as probably inactive leucine-rich repeat receptor-like protein kinase At5g48380. The record is from RefSeq and is a predicted model, not a curated record. Lineage: Eukaryota; Viridiplantae; Streptophyta; Magnoliopsida; Caryophyllales; Amaranthaceae. Gene Ontology annotation, molecular function: protein binding. Bases 1 to 669 code for a protein of 222 amino acids. The transcript has a single exon.